This is a messenger RNA of Rubroshorea leprosula, 728 nucleotides long. NCBI's taxonomy places the organism in Eukaryota, Viridiplantae, Streptophyta, Magnoliopsida, Malvales, Dipterocarpaceae. The record is from the annotation of a GenBank genome assembly.
AUUCUGAAAAAGUUUUGAGUUUUAUUGUAUUUUGAAAGAUUUUAAAUUAUUAAAGAAUAUGAGAUCAUGCCUAAGAAUAAUUCCUUUCUUUUACUAUUUCAUAUUUUCUAACACUCAGAUAAUGCAUCAAUACUCAAUAUGAUUGAUGAGUUGGUUCUUUUCUGGUUCACAGCCCAAACCAACAACAGCAACACCUGGGCCUGCUGAAAGCCCUGCAGAUGUUUUGAUCUCUUCUGCUCCACCAAAGAAGAUUAUUGAUAUAAACCAGCCUCAAACUUGCAAAAAUAAAGGAUGUGGUAAAGUUUUCAAAGAAAAGGAUAAUCAUGACAUCGCAUGCAGUUACCAUCCUGGACCUGCAGUUUUCCAUGAUAGAAUCAGAGAGGAGCAAGAUUGGAAGUGCUGUGACAUUCAUGUGAAGGAAUUUGAGGAGUUUAUGGGCAUCCCACCGUGCACAAAGGGAUGGCACAAUACUGAUCCAGUGUAUUAAGCCAGCAUACAUGAGCAAGGAUAAGUUUUCUUGCUUGCUUGAAGUCUCUUUUUCCUUUCCCUUUUUCAAUUUCCUUAGUGGGGUGUGGAAUUCUCUAAACCAAACCAUAUAGAGUACUAUGCCCAAAAAAGACCAAAGUAAGUACCUUUCCAGCUUCCCCAAUGCAUUUCUUGCAUUUGUGGAGUGCUGGUUGAUUGUGUUGUACUAUUAUCAUUCAUGUUGGGAACAUUAUUUUAAAGGU